AUGUCCGACCCUCGAGAAUCUUCCUCUUACUCCAUCGUGCCGAGGAUUCGGUACAACACCGUCGGCGGUGUCAAUGGACCUUUGGUUAUAUUAGACAACGUCAAAUUCCCUCGUUAUAAUGAAAUCGUAACCCUUACGCUUCCCGAUGGAACCGAGAGAUCUGGACAAGUCCUCGAGGCCCGAGGCAAUCGUGCGGUCGUCCAGGUCUUCGAAGGCACGUCAGGUAUCGAUGUCAAGAAAACAAAAGUCGAAUUCACGGGAGAAAGCUUGAAGCUGGGUGUAUCCGAAGAUAUGCUGGGGCGUAUCUUCGAUGGAUCUGGCAGAGCUAUCGACAAAGGUCCAAAGGUGCUGGCCGAGGACUAUCUCGACAUCAACGGCAGCCCUAUCAACCCUUACUCAAGAGUGUACCCCGAAGAAAUGAUCUCGACCGGUAUCUCGACUAUCGACACCAUGAACUCGAUUGCCCGAGGCCAAAAGAUCCCAAUCUUCUCCGCCGCCGGUUUACCUCACAACGAAAUUGCUGCUCAGAUUUGCCGACAAGCUGGCUUGGUCAAGCAAAAGGGCGCCACGAACAAGGGUGUGCAUGAUGACCACGAAGAGAACUUCUCCAUCGUGUUCGCCGCCAUGGGUGUCAACUUGGAAACUGCCCGGUUCUUCACUCGCGACUUUGAAGAGAACGGCAGCUUGGAACGUGUCACACUCUUCCUCAACCUUGCAAAUGACCCUACGAUUGAACGAAUCAUCACUCCUCGUCUUGCUCUUACAACCGCCGAAUACUAUGCUUACCAGCUCGAGAAGCACGUCCUGGUCAUUCUUACGGAUCUCUCCGCAUACUGCGAUGCUCUCCGAGAAGUUUCUGCUGCCCGAGAAGAAGUGCCUGGUCGACGUGGUUUCCCCGGUUACAUGUACACUGAUUUGUCCACCAUCUACGAACGAGCCGGUCGUGUUGAGGGACGGAACGGUUCCAUCACCCAGAUUCCUAUCUUGACUAUGCCAAACGAUGAUAUCACGCAUCCUAUUCCUGAUUUGACGGGUUACAUUACCGAGGGCCAGAUCUUCGUCGAUCGUCAGCUUUACAACCGUGGUAUCUACCCGCCCAUCAACGUGCUGCCUUCUCUCUCUCGUCUCAUGAAGUCUGCUAUUGGUGAGGGAAUGACCCGAAAGGACCACGGUGAUGUGUCCAACCAGCUUUACGCCAAAUACGCCAUUGGUCGUGAUGCGGCGGCUAUGAAGGCUGUCGUUGGUGAGGAAGCCUUGUCGGCUGAAGAUAAGUUAUCCCUUGAAUUCUUGGAGAAAUUCGAGCGGCAAUUCGUCGCUCAGGGCGCAUACGAACAAAGAAGUAUCUUCGACUCUCUAGAUAUCGCAUGGAGUCUCCUACGUAUCUUCCCUAAGGAGCUACUCAACCGUAUUCCUGCCAAGAUUAUCCAGGAAUACUACCAACGAUCGGCUGCGGACCGAAAGGGUAAGGGCAAGGAGAAGAAUGAUAAGGGUGUUAAGGACACCGAUGGUGCUCAAGAGGAGAACCUUGUCGACGUAUAA
Molecule: messenger RNA, 1539 nt
Organism: Annulohypoxylon truncatum
Lineage: Eukaryota; Fungi; Ascomycota; Sordariomycetes; Xylariales; Hypoxylaceae
Product: P-loop containing nucleoside triphosphate hydrolase protein
Exons: 4
Coding region: 1-1539 (512 amino acids)
Biological process (GO): ATP metabolic process; proton transmembrane transport
Cellular component (GO): proton-transporting V-type ATPase, V1 domain
Molecular function (GO): ATP binding; proton-transporting ATPase activity, rotational mechanism
Source: RefSeq, a predicted model, not a curated record